This is a messenger RNA of Suillus fuscotomentosus, 2310 nucleotides long. RefSeq lists its product as uncharacterized. Gene Ontology annotation, molecular function: protein-macromolecule adaptor activity. The transcript has 11 exons. The coding region runs from base 1 to 2310 and encodes 769 amino acids. The record is from RefSeq and is a predicted model, not a curated record. Gene Ontology annotation, cellular component: endosome; HOPS complex. Gene Ontology annotation, biological process: vacuole organization; organelle fusion; endosome organization. Lineage: Eukaryota; Fungi; Basidiomycota; Agaricomycetes; Boletales; Suillaceae.
AUGCACAUGGCAGAGAGGAAUGAUGUAUUAGUGACAAUUGGGGAGGAGAGCGCAAUUUGGGAUCUUGGGAAGACGGACAAGAGAAACCAAGCACCAGUGUUACUGAAAUCUUCCAAGGUCCAGCCUAGCAACAAGCCUCAUCCAGUCUCUUGCUUUGCACUUUCUUCUGCGCUGUCUUUCCUUGCCAUCGGCUUGGCUGACGGGAUGGUGCUACUUUACAGGCAUCUGGACCAGCCAAUGUCUUCCACAACGUCCCUGACUACACUCCCUAAUACACGCAUCAUCCAUGAAUCAUCCCCUGAAUCUAUCACUGGCCUUGGUUUCCGAGAAUUUUCGGGUCCCACUAAUGCCGAUGCUAAGGAUAACAACUUGCACCUUUUCAUUGUGACUACGAACUCGGUAUACUUGUACCACGUGUCCGGCAAAGGGGGCAGAGUAUCCAGCGUGUUACUAGACGAUAUUGGAUGUGGACUGGGAUAUGUGGUGAUGGAUUGGCGCGCCGAGAACAUCGUGCUUGUGAGAGAUGAGGAAGUAUACACGUAUGGUUUGCAGGGGAGGGAGCUGCCAUAUGGUUAUGAAGCACGAGUGGCAGGUGGUGACGGUGAUGCGUCGAGGGUGACUGCAUUUGACAUGGAGAAUAAGGAUAUCAGAGAGGUGAUCUCGGAGUGGGGAAAUAUUUGCAUUCUCACAAAUAAUGGGCAGAAUUGUGCAUUGCUUUUUAAUCCGACGUCACUGCCCUUGCAAACUCUCCAUGCUGUACGCAAAGGCUCUAUACCCACUUGCACUGAGUCUCGCGCAGACACAACACCUUGGCGAGAGCUACGUGAUAUUCACCGUCAGCACGGUGACAACCUCUACACGAAAGGAGAUUGUGAUGGCGCGAUGACGUACUAUCUGAAGGCGAUAGAUUGGUUGAAACCGAGCUACGUCGUUAGAAAACACUCUUCCACCACUCUUCUGCUUAAUACCUACACCAAACCCAGAGACGUUGCACGCUUAGACAGUUUCAUUAAAACAGAGUCUCGACGUUCUGGUGCGGCAGAGUCGAACGGCGACCUUCCAUUUGACCUGGACUGUAGGCAGGCAGUAUACUUUACUCAUGCCAGCUACCUUGCGAAGCGCUAUAAGCGACACGAAGAAUACUUGAGGGUUAUGGUUGAGGAUGCUGGGGAGUAUGAGGAAGCAUUAACAUAUUUGAGACACUUGGGAGCAGCCGCGUCGAGCACACCAGCAAACGCUCCAUCGUACCUUGCCCUCUCCCGUGCACCCGCACCUGAAGAUAAAGUUGAGGAAUCCAAAGCGGACAAAGAGGACCUCACAGGGCCUCAAACAACGCAGCCAAGCGCACCAACACCAUCCAAAGAGAAACUGCCUUCCCCUACACUCUAUUUCGCGCAUUUUGUUGAUCACCCGUCAUAUUUUGUCCGUUUCCUAGAAAGCGUAGCUGCACGUUGGUGGGGACAGUCACUCCUCUUUCUUUCAAACACUAGUUCGGACAAAAACGAAGACCUGGGGAAGCACAGUCAGGCAGCAGUUUGGAACACGUUGCUUGAGCUCUACCUUGACGGGGGCUCUCCAGAACAACAGGAAAAGGCACUCAAACUACAGCUAUACCCGAGGUCUGGUCACACUUUGGGAAAAGCUGGGCAUGUUGAGGACAUUUUACGGUUUUGGAUGGACAAGCACAAUGCGAAUCUUCCGCGUCAACAGAGGUCGUGCAGGCCCUUGUACAAAUAUGGCGAAACACACCCUCACCUCUAUGAGCUGCUGCUGCGCUUCUUGACAAGCACGCCGGAGCUGCUCACGCGGCACCAGGCGGACGUGGAGAAGAUUCCGGAACACAUUGAGAAGGAGCGGAUAAUACCUCCGCUUGGUGUAGUCCAGAUACUGAGUAGGAAUGGGGUAGCGAGCGUAGGCCUCGUUAAGGACUGGCUGAUGGGACACAUCAAGGAGGCAAAGGAAGAAGUGCAAACUGACCAGCAACUGAUCAGCUCCUACCGGCUGGAAGCGAAUGCGAAGUUGAAGCAAGUGGCUGAACUAGAGGGCCCCAUGCAUGCAAAGGGGUCCCUGCUAGACCAUGAAAUCGAAUGCCCGCUUUGCGUACGCCAACAUGGAAUCAUCCAGGAGAUUCGGGGGAAUCACGAGAUCAAACACGAGCUCUUCCUCGCGGAUGUACAAGAUAAUGGGUUUAAAGCGGUUGCGGCUGGAUUUGGCAAGGGGGUGCUAAAUAUGACUCGGUUGGACGAUAACCGGUAUUGCGCCGUGCCAUACUUCUACCACAUGAUCUGCAUCUGUUAUGGUAUUCAAUAA